Gongylonema pulchrum is the source of this 1277-nucleotide messenger RNA. NCBI's taxonomy places the organism in Eukaryota, Metazoa, Nematoda, Chromadorea, Rhabditida, Gongylonematidae. The record is from the annotation of a GenBank genome assembly.
UUGCUUUAUGAAUUUGAAGUAUUAAUUCUUAGUGUAUCGGAAGUGUGUGGGUAUGUGGCAGAGCAGAAUUUCAGCUUAAAAGUAAGCGGUGUGUUGUAUAAAUGGACGAAUUUUGUGUACGGCUGGCAGAAGCGAUAUUUUGAGCUGGAACAGGGCGUACUGGUCUACUACAAGUCCGAGGCCGAGAAGCAGUAUGGAAGUCGUGGCUCGAUUGCCCUUCGUAUCGCACAUUGUGUCUGUGUGUAUGUGGCAAAGCAGAAUUUCAGGUUGAAAGUGAGCGGUGUGUUAUAUAAAUGGACGAAUUUUGUGUACGGCUGGCAGAAACGAUAUUUUGAGCUGGAACAGGGCGUACUGGUCUACUACAAAUCCGAAGCUGAGAAGCACAUCAGAAAAAUGGCCGCUAAGCUUAUUUGUGGCUGCAUCCAGCGGUUGUGGUUACAGGAAAGUGAUAUUGACAUGUAUCGUUUCGACGUGGUGACCGGUAGCACUUGCUGGAGCUUGAAAGUGGAAACUCAAGCAGCGAGAAGAAUGUGGCUGCGUGCUUUGAAAUUCCAUAUGACUAGUUACAAUGGCCUUUCGGUACUUCAUCGAGGAAUUUGUGUUGGAAAAUCGGCAACAUACGACGCGGAAGAGCGCUACAGUAAUGAGGUCGAAAAAUUCAACAAUCCGAAGGCGUGUAAUUCGUCGGGCGACGCAGACUUCGAGCAGUCAUCAUUUUCGGAGAGUGAUAUUGACAUGUAUCGUUUUGACGUGGUGACCGGUAGCACUUGCUGGAGCUUGAAAGUGGAAACUCAAGCAGCGAGAAGAAUGUGGCUGCGCGCUUUGAAAUUCCAUAUGACUAGUUACAAUGGCCUUUCGGUACUUCAUCGAGGAAUUUGUGUUGGAAAAUCUGCAACAUACGACGCGGAAGAGCGCUCCAGUAAUGAGCUAGAACUGAACAGUAAAGUGGAAGAGCUGAAACGUUAUAGUGCGAUGAUUGGACGACAAAUGAGCAGGCUGGAGAAGCUAGUGGCCAGGAACAGGAGCAGCAGGGAAAGUGCAAAAGCAACAGAAUUGCUGGAUGAGAGUAUUGCUUUCCGUUUAUUGAUUAUUUACUAUUUAGUUUGGUGGGAACGUAUUGGUGAAAUAUGGAAAAUGCAAAUAUAUGCAUAUACGUGUAUGUAUAUAUACAACUAUACAUAUGUAUAUAUACAUAUUAUAUAUAUUAUAUAUAUAUAUAUAUAUAUACAUGAUUCAAAAUUUUUAUCUGUGGACGUCUUCUGCUGGAUGAUGUAAUC